This is a messenger RNA of Trypanosoma brucei brucei TREU927, 1311 nucleotides long. RefSeq lists its product as hypothetical. Bases 1 to 1311 code for a protein of 436 amino acids. The transcript has a single exon. NCBI's taxonomy places the organism in Eukaryota, Euglenozoa, Kinetoplastea, Trypanosomatida, Trypanosomatidae. The record is from RefSeq and is a predicted model, not a curated record.
AUGGACGCUGGAGAUGCCCGUGUUGAGCGGCUUCGCCGUGUGAAUCGCUACAAAGCUGUUCAGGCAGAGCUCGCGCGGGAGCGGGAAGAGGCGGAAUUUCAGGCGAUGCGCGAGAGAAAGAUAAGUGCCGCAGCCCGCGACGAGGCGCUUGCAAAGGAAUUGGCGGAACGACAGCGCCUGGAGUUGAAGGAUGCGAAGAUGCUACAGUUCGUUCGCGACCUUCCGGAGUUGCGGAACCUAGAAGCGCAACUGAAACACGCCCGCAUGAAGGUGGACCGGUCAGAUCAGGUUGAUGAGUGCUGCAAGCGCCGCGAAGAACGUUUACAGGAAGAGCGAGAGUACAACGCCUACUUGGCCGAAAAGGAAGCAAAGGAGAAGGCAGAAGAGGAAGAAAAAAGAAGGAAAGCAAUUCAAGCAUUUAAUGAGCACCAAGCGGCUCAACUCAAGCUGAUCGAGGAGCGAAGGGCGCAAGCUGAGCGUGAUGCUGAACAAAGCCGGCAAGAGCGCUUUGCUGUCGACGCUGUCGCUGCGCGUCUGCAGGAGAAGGAGUUCCUUGAAGCUUUGGAGCGGCGUGAGAAGCAGCGGCAACUCCAGGCGGAGCAGGAUGAGUUCUACAGGCUGCGGAAGGAAAUUAAGGAAAAUGAGCGACUACGCCAGCAGCGCGAGGACGAGGCUAUUGAGGCAUACCUGGCUGAGAAAGGUCGUCGCAGGGAGACGGAUGAAAAGCUGCUUCGUGAGAAAGAAGCCGUCAAGGCCCGAAUCCUCGAGGAGCAAAGCAAAAAGAUCAUGGAGGAGCGGUUGAAGCGUGAGGAGCUGGAAAGCCUUCUGAGCGACUAUUAUGAGGCUGAGCGCAUAUCGCGAGAGAGACAGGCUUUAGCAGAUGCUAAAGAGAGGAGUGAGAAAUUAGCUGACGCAGUAAAGCAAGAAAACUGGAACCUUAUUCAGGAUCGAAUUAAAGCGAGGGACCUGGAACGUCAGGAGGAGGCCAUGAUGCGUCAGAAGGCCGUCGAGGACCUUGCUCAGCAGGCGAAGGCGAAGCGUCUGGAGCGGGAGCGGCAGAUAGAAAUCAAGAAGCAAAAAAUAUUAGAGACGGAGCGAAGGUUGGAAAAGUUUCAGGAACUCAAGCGUGAGGAACAGCGCCUGGCUGCUGAGGUGGAGGAACGGGAGAGAAAGAGAGCCGAAGAACUUCAAGAGUAUAUUCGACGAGCCCGUGCACAACUUCUUGAGGAGUAUGUGCCAACCCUAGGUCAACAUGUUCCGGCCCGUUUGCUGACUGUGGAUGAAAAGAAGAAAUUUGGGAUUACGAAAUAG